AUGAAAGGGGCGACUUCAGAAAAGGAAGCACAAGUACCUAGUAGUGGCAGUAGCUCGAAUGUCUCCCUCGCAAAAACGUUCCAGGGUCAGAUCGAGGUAAAAGAACUAGACAAUGAUAAUGACAGCCAUAUAUUCCAAGAUCCGGUUGUAGCUGAGCACUAUCGUGAAAUUUACGAAAAGGUGGAUUACGAAUGUAAGGAUCACUUUGAUCCUAAUCUUACUUGGACUAAGGAGGAAGAAAAAAAGAUUCUUCGUAAAACCGAUUGGUACGUUUGCUUUUGGGCGUUCGUAAUGUUCACUGCCCUUGACAUCGACAGAUACAAUAUCAGUCAGGCAUUGUCGGAUAAUUUGUUGGACGACUUAGGAAUCACUACGAAUGAUAUGAAUUUGGGAAACACCAUUAAUUUGGUGUGUUUCUUAUCUGCCGAAUUACCCUCUCAGUUGCUUUCCAAGUGGAUUGGUCCCGAUAUUUGGAUUCCGCUGCAGAUGGUUCUCUGGAGUGUGGUUUCCAUGUCUCAAGCCGCCAUGAAAUCAAGAUCAGGAUACUUAGCAACCAGAGCUUUGAUAGGAGCUCUUCAAGGUGGCUUUAUUCCUGAUGUGUGUUUAUGGAUGUCUUAUUUCUAUACUUCAAGCGAGUUUCCUUCCAGAAUGUCUUUGUUCUACAUUGCUAAUCCAUUGUCACAAGUAUGGUCCUCAUUGCUUGCCUUUGCAGUAUUGAAGAUCCUGACUGGAAGUUUACAAGAAGGAUGGAGAUGGCUUUUUCUUCUUGAGGGUUUGGUGACUUUGAUUAUUGGAUUCCUUUCGUUUUUUAAAAUGCCAGCCUCGGUGGUCCAAACUAAGGCAUGGUAUCGCAAAAAAGGCUGGUAUACCGACCGUGAAGAAAAGAUUCUCGUGAACAAAGUUUUGCGUGAUGAUCCACAAAAGGGAGAUAUGCACAACAGAGAGCCAGUGGGACCACGAGAGUUGUUGAAGACAUUAUUGGACUAUGACCUUUGGCCAGUCUAUUUCAUUCGAAUCUUGGGAGAUAUUGGUACGGCACCUGUCCAGACUUAUUUAACCUUGACAUUGAGAAAACUUGGCUUCUCAACAUUCAAAACUAAUGCUCUUACGAUUCCUUACAGUUUGAUAUCUAUUAUAACAAUGGUGGCUACUGGAUACUUAUCGGAGAUAUUUAACCAACGGGCACUAGCGUUAGCGAUUACGCCUUUAUGGACCAUAGCGUGCCUUAUUCCUUUGCGAUGGUGGAGCGGGGCCCAGAAAGACAUUUGGGGUACAUAUGCUCUCUUGACAGUUUUACUUGGCCAUUCUCCAAUCUGGCCCAUCUCUAUUACCUGGUGUUCCCACAAUUCAAAUUCUGUUCGCAGCAGAGCUGUCAGUGCUGCCUUAGUGAACAUGUUUUCUCAAUCGGGAGCUAUCAUAGCAGCCAACAUAUAUCGAUAA
This is a messenger RNA of Meyerozyma guilliermondii ATCC 6260, 1440 nucleotides long. RefSeq lists its product as uncharacterized. Gene Ontology annotation, molecular function: transmembrane transporter activity. Gene Ontology annotation, biological process: transmembrane transport. NCBI's taxonomy places the organism in Eukaryota, Fungi, Ascomycota, Pichiomycetes, Serinales, Debaryomycetaceae. Gene Ontology annotation, cellular component: membrane. The record is from RefSeq and is a predicted model, not a curated record. The transcript has a single exon. Bases 1 to 1440 code for a protein of 479 amino acids.